AUGGAACAUUUCCACCGGCAGCUGAAGACAGCCCUCCUGGCCCCGCUCCAUCCUUCCUGGUGGUCCAACAGUCUCACUCUAGUGAUGUUGUCUACCCGUUCUAAUGUCAAGGCGGACGUCGGUUGCGUCGCCUGUGGUAGCUCUUUGCCACACAUCCCGCCGCGUAGCUCAGCUGUCCCCGAUGACACUUUGCCUCCGUCCAAUGACUUCAGUCAUCUUCUUAGCUGUGUCGACCGCUUGGUUAAAACGAUCCCCUUGCCGAACAUGGAGGUGGACAUCAUCGUAAAGGUUUUUGUCAGUCGUUGGAUCACAAUAUUCGGUGUCCCAUCCACGAUUUCGACCGACCGAGCCUGCCUCAACUUUGUCGGCUGCACGCGAAUUAGAACGACGGCCUACCAUCGGGCUGCCAACGGCAGGGUUGAGCGUUUUCACCGCCAGCUAAACAUCGCCCUGCGUGCCGCACAGAACGCAGCCGACUGA
Messenger RNA from Dibothriocephalus latus, 480 nucleotides. The record is from the annotation of a GenBank genome assembly. NCBI's taxonomy places the organism in Eukaryota, Metazoa, Platyhelminthes, Cestoda, Diphyllobothriidea, Diphyllobothriidae.